Messenger RNA from Fraxinus pennsylvanica, 318 nucleotides. Lineage: Eukaryota; Viridiplantae; Streptophyta; Magnoliopsida; Lamiales; Oleaceae. The record is from the annotation of a GenBank genome assembly.
AUGCCUCGAGGAUCCUCUCAGUCCCAGGCCUCAUCCGGUCCCACGUCCCGCCCGAGCACCAUGGGCAUGCCCCCGCGUGGAUCGGCUGCCGGCAUGCGCCGCCGCAGGCUGGGAGGCGGCUCAUCCAAUUCAACCUCCUCUGGCGUGGGCGGAGGAGCAUCGGGCAGCAACAUGCUGAGGUUUUACACGGACGAUGCUCCGGGACUGAAGAUCAGCCCCACUGUCGUCCUUGUCAUGAGCCUCUGCUUCAUCGGCUUUGUUACUGCGCUCCACGUCUUCGGCAAGUUCUAUCGCUACAAAUCUGGACCUGGUGCUUGA